Messenger RNA from Penaeus indicus, 1593 nucleotides. Its product is annotated as UNC93-like protein. Gene Ontology annotation, molecular function: potassium channel regulator activity. The record is from RefSeq and is a predicted model, not a curated record. Bases 74 to 1561 code for a protein of 495 amino acids. Gene Ontology annotation, cellular component: striated muscle dense body; plasma membrane. The transcript has 9 exons. NCBI's taxonomy places the organism in Eukaryota, Metazoa, Arthropoda, Malacostraca, Decapoda, Penaeidae. Gene Ontology annotation, biological process: regulation of potassium ion transport; regulation of muscle contraction.
CUCAUACGAGCAAGGUGUAUGUCCUGUGCUCUUCUUUUUUACUUUACCGGCAACUGAAAGAAGCGGGUCUGUCAUGGCUAAGCAGGAAACGACAGCGGGGCACACGAACCCGGCCUUCGUUAAUGAUGAGGGAUCUCCAGCAGGCGUAAACAAAGCAGCAGAGGCAGGCGAAGCGGCAGUAGUGAUCAAGAAGAAGGAAUUAACGAAGGAAGAGAAACAAGAAAAAUUCCAGAUGCUGAAGAACGUGUUCAUUAUCUCGAUCGCGUUCAUGUUCUUGUUCACCAGUUUCAACUCUAUGGCGAAUCUGCAGUCGUCUAUUAAUAAAGUCGAAGGCACGACCGCCCUCUCCACCCUCUACGCCGCCCUCGUCAUCUCCUGCGCCUUCGUCCCUACGUGGAUGAUCAAGAAAUUCAAAGCCAAGUGGACUCUCGCCGUGUCUAUGUUGGGGUAUUCCACCUACAUCGCUGCCCAGUUCUACCCCCGCGUGUGGACUCUGGUGCCCACGUCGAUACUGCUGGGUCUUGGGGCCGCGCCUAUGUGGUCGGCCAAGUGUACUUACCUCACGCAGGUCGGGACGAAAUACGCAGCCCUUGUGGGUGAAAAUGCAGAAGUGGUCAUCGUCAGAUUCUUCGGCAUUUUCUUCCUGUUCUUCCAGUCGACGCAGGUGUGGGGGAACCUCAUCUCUUCUACAGUCUUGUCCCAAGGAAAGGAAAUUGAUGACACCCCUGACGAAAUAGCUCUCCUGUCCUGCGGCGUCAACUUCUGCCCUGGGACGCAUGCUGAGAACAACAACACCAAUUUGGAAAAACCACCUGAGGCUCAGAUCUACACCAUGGCUUCUAUCUAUCUGGCUUGUGCUCUCCUCUCUUCCGUUAUCAUUGCUGUCUUCGUCGAUCCGUUGACCAAAUACGGUGAAGAUGACCGCGUGGGUUCCUCGACAGGCAAAAGCGGCCUGGAACUCCUGAUCGCCACCUUCAGCCACAUGCGCCAUCCGUACCAAUUGCUGAUCAUUCCCCUCACCGUCUGGUCGGGUGUCGAACAGGCCUUCAUCGGCGCUGACUACACUGCUGCCUACGUCUCCUGCGGCCUGGGUGUCCACAUGGUCGGCUACGUCAUGAUCUGCUAUGGGGUUUGCGACGCUAUCUGCUCCGUGAGCUUCAGCCCGCUCGUCAAGAUGAUAGGGCGUGUGAGAGUCUUCAGCAUGGGCGCCAUUAUUAAUUUCGCUAUCAUUAUCACUCUUCGCUAUUGGAUGCCUCACCCUGAUGACUUCCUAGUGUUCUUCGCCAUGGCAGCUUUGUGGGGCGUGUCCGAUGCUGUGUGGCAGACGCAAAUCAAUGCUCUCUACGGCGUCCUCUUCACCGAUAGCUCAGAAGCUGCCUUCAGUAACUAUCGGCUCUGGGAGAGUCUUGGAUACAUCCUCGGCUAUCUAGUCACCACGUAUUCUUGUAUGAUGACCAAGCUUUACUUUGGUGCUUGCAUCCUCGUGGUCGGAAUGCUUGGGUUCUAUGCCAUCGAAAUCUGGGAGAGGAAGAAGGGAAACCACAAGAAGAACCAAGUUUAAAAAAGAAGAAGAGAAAUCUCUCUCUCCUUUUU